Molecule: messenger RNA, 2186 nt
Organism: Coffea arabica (coffee)
Lineage: Eukaryota; Viridiplantae; Streptophyta; Magnoliopsida; Gentianales; Rubiaceae
Product: MICOS complex subunit MIC10
Cellular component (GO): MICOS complex; mitochondrion; mitochondrial inner membrane
Source: RefSeq, a predicted model, not a curated record
AGACUUUUUUUGUUUUUUUAACCCCAAAUCAUACGAGAACAGACAGAAUCGAAACCCUCGCGGAUUAUAUGCGGACCCAGUAAGAAGAGGAAAACGAAGAAGAAGAAGAAAUCAAAGGAAAUAUAGGAAAAAAAGGUUAAUAUUCCCUCUAAGCUUUCUAUUUUCAUAUAGAUUGUGAUAUUUUGUUCACGGAAAAGAAAUGGCGGAAGAGAAAGGAGAAGCACCAGUUGCAUCACCUGCCGCAGCAGCAGCUGAAAUCCCACCACCGCCACUACCACUACCUCCCUACGAUGACGUAAAUGCCAAGUGGGAUGUGUGUAUGGACUUGAGCAUUCGCCGGAUUUUCUAUUCUACCGCUGUUGGCGCUUUUGCUGGGCUUUUCCUAUUUCGGAGUCCUGUUACAAGAUGGACUUCUGUAGGAUUGGCUACUGGCAUUGGUAUCGGAACUGCUUUCACAGAGUGCUCUUACAUAUUUGGGCGAUCUCCAGCAAAAUUGACCCCUAAAAUUUCUAAGGCACCUUUGUCAAAGGAUGCGGAGCACUGAAGCAGAGCCUGAGAUCUUUGGCUUCCAAAAUUUCCAAAUUAGUAAGCGUUUUCCUAAUUGGACAUCAUUUUGCCUUGCCUUGAGCGGCUUUGCCUCUUGCGAGAUUGUUUUACAUGGUUGAUUUUUCAGCAUGAUGUAUGGAAAAUUUUCUUGUGAACUCCAGUGCACUCUGUUCUGUAACUUGAAUACCAGGCUAAUAGGGAAGAAAAGGGAUAAGCUAAUAAUUACUUUUGUCUUGGCAUGCUAUGUAUUGAGGCUAUUUACUUCUAUUCAAUGGGCUUUUUAAGGUACCAAACAAGUGUGUUCUCGAAACAUAUUUUAGCCUUCCAAGUAUCUCAUUCUUCUUUUUUGGCAUGGCAAAGCUUCCAUUUGGCUGAGGUUGCCUUGAGUAGUAGCUUCAUAUAGCUACUGAUUUGGAUACUUGCCCACGAUAUAUCUGCCUCUGUCAUGAUCGGCCUGAAACCUAGAUUCUUUACGAGUGUUUUAGUGGAGAAGGUAAAGUAGGGGGACAAGCCUGGUGGGUUGGACAUUUGUACUCAUUAACUUGUCCGCCAUCUGAAUGAGGUUAUCCCUUUUGGACUUGGUUUGUACAUCGAAGAUAAACUUCCUCACCUUAGUUGCUUCAAAUUUGGUAAGGCAUAAUUGUGGUAAUGACAGAUAGGGUGAAUCAUGUUGACCCUUCCAGGGCUCUGUCAAUAUAUACAUGUUGGCUAAAUUCUGAUUUCAGAAAUAUAUGUUAAUAACUACUGUAUUCUGCUAAGUAUCACACAGACUGGUGCAGAGUUGAACAAGUACAUGUAAUCGGUUGGUUGCAACAGAGACGAAGCAAAAAAACUGUCCGAAGCAUGGUUUCAUAAAAAAAAAAAAAAAAAAAAAAAAAAAAUCAACAUUUCUAAGAAUCCUGGCCAAGAACUAAUACUGCAAGAAGAAGAAAAACUAACGGUGAUAUAUUAAUUCAUAUCAUGAAGGGGUUAUAUAUAAGUUUUUAAACAAUAGUGGGGGUUAUGUGAUAAAAUAUAAAAUUACGGAAGGUAAAACAUAAUUUAUCAUAAAAUGUGAAAGGAAAAGACAAAUUGUCACUAUAAUGACGCGACGAUAAAGUUUCUUGAAUUGUCAAGUGCAUCAAUUCUUGAGCCGCAAUAUACCAUGCAUUUGUUGCCAUCACAGUUUUAGACUUGAGAGAGUUCUUUGAAGAAUAUAUUGUGUGCCCCAUAAAUAUAUGAUGGUAGUGGUCAACCCGCCAAAAUGGAAAAUCGGUGCUGUGCCCAUCAAGUGCAAUUUUUCCAACCCAACCUUGAGGCAGGAAAUUAAGCAAGUUAGCGGUUGGGAGAGGGAAAUUCCAUUAGGGAACACAAUGACAACCACUUCGCAUUGGCAGGAGCGUAGCGAUCACAACCAAGUGUCAGACAGUAAUUAGCAGAAUGUGUCGUACGUACACGCUUUACACGCAUGCUUUCUUUGUGUCAUUAUGUCCGCUUUGAACAAUGCAGAUGCGUUUACACAGGUAAGCGUGGUAUCCUUGUGAGGUGUUUAUUGCGUACAAGGAAGAUGCAAACUCGGGGGAGCGGUACGAGGGGAAGGAGUGUAAACGUAAGGUUUCGGAUUCGAGUCCUCUUGUUUAUAUUUAAAAAAAAAAAAAAAA